AUGGCCUCGGGCGACACGCUGUACAUCGCCACGGACGGCUCGGAGAUGCCGGCCGAGAUCGUGGAGCUGCACGAGAUCGAGGUGGAGACCAUCCCGGUGGAGACCAUCGAGACCACGGUGGUGGGCGAGGAGGAGGAGGAGGACGACGACGACGACGACGGCGCCGAGCACGGCGCGCACCCCCACGCGCACCACCACCACCACCACCACCACCACCCGCCCAUGAUCGCGCUGCAGCCGCUCGUCACCGACGACCCGAGCCAGGUGCACCACCACCAGGAGGUGAUCCUGGUGCAGACGCGCGAGGAGGUGGUGGGCGGCGACGAGGCGGACGGGCUGCGCGCCGAGGACGGCUUCGAGGACCAGAUCCUCAUCCCGGUGCCCGCGCCGGCCGGCGGCGACGACGACUACAUCGAGCAGACGCUCGUCACCAUGUGGGAGGAGAAGCAGGUGCAGAUCAAGACGCUGGAGGGCGAGUUCUCGGUCACCAUGUGGUCGUCAGAUGAGAAAAAAGAUGUUGACCAUGAGAUGACGGUGGUUGAAGAACAGAUCAUUGGAGAGAACUCGCCUCCCGAUUACUCAGAGUACAUGACAGGGAAGAAGCUGCCUCCUGGUGGGAUUCCUGGCAUCGACCUUUCGGAUCCCAAACAGCUUGCAGAAUUUGCUAGAAUGAAGCCAAGAAAAAUUAAAGAAGAUGACGCUCCAAGAACAAUAGCUUGCCCUCAUAAAGGCUGCACGAAGAUGUUCAGGGACAACUCCGCCAUGAGGAAGCACCUGCACACACACGGUCCCCGCGUCCACGUCUGCGCAGAGUGUGGCAAAGCCUUCGUCGAGAGCUCAAAGCUGAAACGGCACCAACUGGUUCAUACUGGAGAGAAGCCUUUUCAGUGCACGUUCGAAGGCUGUGGGAAGCGCUUUUCACUGGACUUCAAUUUGCGCACACAUGUGCGAAUUCACACCGGAGACAGGCCCUAUGUGUGCCCCUUCGACGGUUGUAAUAAGAAGUUUGCUCAGUCAACUAACCUGAAAUCUCACAUCUUAACACACGCUAAGGCCAAAAACAACCAGUGA
Messenger RNA from Elephantulus edwardii (Cape elephant shrew), 1071 nucleotides. It is a transcript of the gene YY1, whose product is annotated as YY1 transcription factor. Gene Ontology annotation, molecular function: RNA polymerase II cis-regulatory region sequence-specific DNA binding; DNA-binding transcription factor activity, RNA polymerase II-specific. The coding region runs from base 1 to 1071 and encodes 356 amino acids. Gene Ontology annotation, biological process: regulation of transcription by RNA polymerase II. The record is from RefSeq and is a predicted model, not a curated record. NCBI's taxonomy places the organism in Eukaryota, Metazoa, Chordata, Mammalia, Macroscelidea, Macroscelididae. Gene Ontology annotation, cellular component: PcG protein complex; transcription regulator complex. The transcript has 6 exons.